GUGAGGACGUGUCGAGCUACAAUGGACAGAAAUCGUAUUGAAAGGACCGCUUCUAAACGUUGGCGCGGCUCGAUCCGUCGCCUCAUAGCGGCCACUGUAUACAAUCUGUCCUGUUUCACACACGGCUGCAGUACUGGUUGGGUGUCAGGGGUUCUCGGUAACGAGGCUCUGACUGGUGGAGCCUGGCUGGCUGCCCUGCCAUGCCUGGUAGCGCUGCCAGCCGCUCCGAUGUUCGCUGUGCUGGCAGAUAGCAAGGGACGGAAGGCCGGCGCUUUUGUUAUUUGUAUAAGUUUUAUUAUAAGCUGGUCGCUGGCCGCGUGGUUUGGGGCUCGCGGCGUGUGGGUGGCGCGAGUAGCAGCGGGUGCUGGAGGGGCCGGUGCCCUCGCCCUGGCCCCUCUGUACUGUGCGGAGAUCGCACCAAGAACCAGAGGUUUGGCAGCCAUGCCAGCACUCGCUUGCAGCUGUGGCAUACUGUUCGCGUACGCAGCUGGCGGAGUGUUGUCAGCGCACGCCUUAUCUCUAUCGAUGGCUGGUCCACCUGCUAUACUACUGUUCUCACUGAUCUGGCUGCCGGAGACACCUUCGUUUCUUAUUAGUAUUGGAAAAAUUCAGGAAGCAGCAAAGAUUAUGUGCUGGUUUGAUGGUUCAGACUUCAGAGAGGAUCUCACUGACGUGAUCGAGCAGCAAGAGGUCAAGAUACGGAUCUCAGAAGGUUACGGGAGGAAGGAGCUGCUGAGGCGACAGGACUCGGACACCUUCAGACCCAUGCUGAAGAGAAGUAGCGGCCUCGAGUCGAACUCGGAUAAAGAAAAGGACGACCAAUCUGUGUGCAAAGAAUUAUUCCGUCGCUCAUCAUCACGCCGGGCGCUCCUCUCGUGCGUGGUUGUGGUGUCUGCUGCCGCGGGUUCCGGCGCCGUUGCUGUCAAUAGCUUCGCAGCAGCGGUCGUCAGGCAUUCCACGCACCGAGUACCCGUCCUUAACGACACGGCGUACAACUUCACUAUAUAUAAUGGGACAGUUCCAAGAGCUUUAUUUGAGUCGUCUGAGGCUGGCUCUGUGCUGUGCGGAACAGCGCUCGUGCUCGGCGCAGCAGUGGCCACUGUUACCGUCGAUAAAGUUGGCAGAAAGACGCUGCUUCUUCUGUCUUGUUCCGGAAUCGCGUUCGGUUUGACAGUUCUUGGAAUUUACUGUGAUCCUCAGUUACGGAUGCACUCUCGCUAUCUCCAUAGAGUGUGGCCUUUGAGGAAGAGCACUUACAAGGAGAAGGUGAUCCGAGACAAAACAGAUAUACCUUCGAACUACACGUUAUACACCUCAACAGUUCCUCUGUUAAACGACAGCACAAAACCGUGGUAUAGAAUCAGUGCAGAAGAUCACAAUGUCACUGAAUCUGAUAUGUCAGUGAAAUACGAAGAAGCCGGUGACAAAGAAGAGGUCACGAUAUGGUUGCCAGUGGUUCUGCUGUCCAUGGUCUUAUUUCUGUACAACAUCGGCCUGGGCUCUAUACCUUAUGUACUGAUAUCGGAGUUAUUUUCCGUUCACGUCCGCAGUCUGGCUUCUAGCUUCCUGAUCGCCUGGAUGUGGAUAAGUAACUUCCUGGUCCUUCGUUACUUUGGGACUAUCGCCAUCUCGCUCGGUCUGCACGCCACGUACUACAUCUGCGCCUCCAUCACACUCCUCGGCGCUGGAUACAUUUACUUAGUGAUUCCCGAAACCAAAGGCAAGAGCCGGACCCAAAUCACAGAAGCCUUGCAAGGACCCUGGCUCCUCUUUAAAACGAAACGGAAGAACCAACGAUGACAUUCAAAUUUCAAACUAACAGAAAUGAGGUCGGUAGACGUUUAUUAACCGUACAUACAUGGAGUUGCGCUUAAAGGUUAGCUUUUUUGGCCCCAAAAAAAGAUUUACUGAUAUUGUUUAAUAAAAGACGGUAUUUCAUAUGAAUUUUAGAUUAAUAUCGUGUUUUAAAUGGUGUGCUCAAGGUAUUAUUGAUACUGAAUAUUUACAUUAUUGAAAACUUGAUAAAUGAACCAGAUUUUAGUACGUUAUAGGUAAAACAAAAUGUAUAUUUAUCGCCGCUUACAGAUAGCAAAGCAUGUUACAUGAAUAAUAUUCAUAUGUGGUAUAUAUGUGGUUAACUUAUAUAUAAUGUUUAUAGAGAGAACUAAAUGAUAGAUUAAUUUGUUUUUUGUUAUAUGGUAACACAAAAUAGUCGCAAAUGGAGGAGCUUUCCCCUGUUGGUGUGUUUAAUGAUUUUUAUACGUAUUAAUAUAUAAUAUUUGUGUAACUAAAUGUUCGUAAUAGCAAUAUAAUUUUAGCCAAUUGUCUCGCGUAAGAAUUGUGUCAAUUAAAUGUAAGGUUUUUAUAGACAUAUAUUAAGCGCAAAUAUUUAAAGAUAUUGAAUACCAACCAAUAGAUCAUUAUCAACUAUAAGGAGAUAUCGGAAAUAUAUUUAUUUAAGAUAUUUAAUAUUAAUUUACCAUUAAAUUUAUCAAUAUAUGUGCCUUUGACAAGUCGAUCUAUCAAAUGUUCCAUGCCGACCACACAGCACGUUCUAAUUUUGUUAUCCAAAUGUUCAACAAAACUUUAAUUACCUCUAGAUUUUCGUUAGAUGUUUUUAACUUCGAUGUCUUAAUUAAUAAUUGUUUAUGGUGAACUCUAUGGCCGCAAAUAUUUUUAUGGCCUCGCAAAAAAAAAAACAUUUGUCUUACAAAAAAAACGAACAGAUAUCAGAAGAACAUUUCAUAUUAUAACUAUAUAUCAAAAUUAUUUCUCUCUACAAAAAAAAAUUCAUAUAUUUUUAUAAAUAAAAAACAAAUAUAAAUGCCCAAAAACUUCAGCUCACACGGAACGGCAUCUUAAAUGUGUUGCUAGUCAGAUUCUCAUUUAUAAAUACUGGGUAUAAUUUCUACAGUUUUAUAACAAAGCAAAAAACCUUUACCACGACCGAUAUUAACAAUAACAAUGAAAUAUUAUAAAGAGCAUACAAUACCCUUACUUACGGAUAAGUUAAACAAAUAAAAUAUUAAGCAAUCCUACUGGGAAAAAUAGCAUGUUCGAAACAAGUUUCUGUAUCAUUAGUGAACGUACAUUAAAACGUUUGAUUAUUGUUGGCAAGCGGGUUAUCACGGUUAUAAACAAAUAAAUGUUAUAACUUUAUUAAGUUAAUAUAAAAUUUCGACGGAGAUAUCAAACAUCGAGGCGGGCCGUUACAUUCCGUACUAAUUAUCUCAUUAAUACAAAUAUGUUAAACAAUUUAGUAUUUAAGCAUCAUAGUUUCAACGAAACAGUGAUAAGAAAUGUUAUUUAAUGUAAGACGAGCAAAACAAUAUCGUUUUCUAAGUAAGCGUUUAUAAUAUAUAUCUUUUGUUAUAUAUUAGUUAUUUGUCCUCAUUAUGUCAAAAGCUAUUUAUAUUUCAAUAAGCAAAAUAAAAUAACACUGACAUAUUUAUUUAUUUUGUCAGUAAAAACAUAUAAUAUUUUUCUUACUCUAGAUACACGAAAGAGUUACUAUAUAAUGUA
Messenger RNA from Danaus plexippus (monarch butterfly), 3522 nucleotides. RefSeq names its product solute carrier family 2, facilitated glucose transporter member 8-like. Gene Ontology annotation, cellular component: membrane. Gene Ontology annotation, molecular function: transmembrane transporter activity. The record is from RefSeq and is a predicted model, not a curated record. NCBI's taxonomy places the organism in Eukaryota, Metazoa, Arthropoda, Insecta, Lepidoptera, Nymphalidae. The coding region runs from base 22 to 1800 and encodes 592 amino acids. The transcript has 10 exons. Gene Ontology annotation, biological process: transmembrane transport.